UUGAACACAGGCGAUCUUUGACGAUGACGUCAUCGUAUCCCGUGAAACCAAAAGGCUGCUGUCAAAUGGGAAACAAAAUGGCCAAAAAUAGCGACGCAAGCGAAAACUAUUGGUGUACUUUCUGUAUGAUCGCUAACGGGAAAGACAAGGAAGCUGACGUUUUAAAAAAAGAUCAUGAGUUGGUGUGUUUCCGGGACAUCUGGCCUGCUGCCCCGCAUCAUUACCUGGUUGUUCCCGUCGAGCACAUUGUCAACUGCGCCUCGCUGCACACAGGACACGUUGGACUUGCAAUACCUGUUGCAGUUGAAAAGAUGGCAGAAAUGGGCAGAGCUGUACUACGGGAGCAAGGAUUUGCUCAUAUGGAGGACAUAAGGAUGGGAUUCCAUCACCCUGCGUACACGUCGGUAGAUCACCUCCACCUGCACGUUCUGGCCCCGGCCAGCAUGAUCAAAGAGGUCUUGAUGUUUAAAUUCCGACCGGGAUCCUUGGCCUUUAUCGAGGAAAAACAACUGAGGAAGUGUCUGAAAAAUGUUUCUUUACCGUCAUGAUGUUGCGGCUGAGGACCAGAUGGAAGUCAAGGGAAAGAGGGCUUCAAUGCUUAGCCUCCAUUUGUUUACUUUGCACACUACAGCCAAGAUGUGUCUCACUUAUGAAAAGCCAUGAUAAAUAUCAGCUUUCACUUUUAAAUAAAGGUUGGUGACGCCUAAUUUAAAAAAGAGCACCCCCGAAA
Molecule: messenger RNA, 730 nt
Organism: Syngnathus typhle (broad-nosed pipefish)
Lineage: Eukaryota; Metazoa; Chordata; Actinopteri; Syngnathiformes; Syngnathidae
Product: adenosine 5'-monophosphoramidase HINT3-like
Exons: 5
Coding region: 24-548 (174 amino acids)
Molecular function (GO): catalytic activity
Source: RefSeq, a predicted model, not a curated record